ACCGCCCUUUCUGGCACUUAAAAAAACUAUCGGCAAUAUAUGCCUAAUAAUGCUAUGGUUUCCCACUGUGGGCAUUUCCAUAUAUAAGUACUGUGGGCUAUGCUUAUUUAUUGUUUGUUUUGUCUGUGUUCUCCGCCGCCCCAGACAAGAAGGAUUGAGUGUAAUUACCGAAAAAGGUGUUUAGUAUACAACAAAGGGGAGAAUCACGGUGUGCUAGCUCUUGAAUGAUGCGAAGGAACAGUGACUACAGCUCGGAGGGGAGCAGACUGUUGUCCAUUUACUGAACAUGCCUGGUACUGUGCAGCCGAGAACCACGAAAGAUGGUUCAAUGUGUUGCAUGUCCCCAUGUACUGUAAACACUGUGCUAUAAAUAUUUAGGACGUGCAUACAAAAUGACUGCGACGGGCACGUUAUCUUUGUGCUUUUUACUGACCUUCUGCACAGCAAGCGAUGCCAGUCGGAAUGCUGUUAUGGUAAAUUAUCCCCAGGACCUGCAUACAGUACACAGAGGAGGUGUAUUUAUUUUAUCUGAGGAAGAUCUGACUUCCCGAAAUUACAGCACUGCACAAGAGUGUCAGGCUGUUACUUCUAAAAAUGCCUCAGAACGCUGCACAUUUGUGACAACAAAUGAUGAUUGCCAGGAUGACAGUGGCUUCCUACAUUACCUUAAAGGGGCUUUUUGUUUCUUCUCUCCUCGGAUGCUGCCUUUUGCAGUAUUUUUGUAUGCACUCUGGCUCUUUUACUUGUUUUUAAUCCUUGGAGUAACCGCUGAGAAGUUCUUUUGUCCCAACUUGGCGGCGAUUGCUAAUGUAAUGAGGCUGUCUCACAAUGUGGCUGGUGUAACAUUUUUGGCCCUUGGAAAUGGAGCACCUGAUGUCUUCAGUGCUGUGGCAGCAUUUUCUGCCCCUCGUUCUGCAGGCCUUGCUAUUGGUGCACUGUUUGGUGCGGGAGUGUUCGUGACUACUGUAGUGGCUGGUGGCGUAGCCAUGGUUAAGCCAUUUAAAGCAGCUUCCAGACCAUUUCUCAGGGAUGUCAUAUUUUACAUGAGUGCUGUUUUCUGGACCUUCACCAUUUUAUAUCGAGGAAGGGUAACACUGGGAGAAUCAGUUGGGUAUCUGGGCCUCUACAUACUAUAUGUGCUAACAGUCGUGCUCAGCAGCUGGAUCUAUCGCAUGCUCAGAAGUAGAGGUCAAGAUUUACAGCCAGAUGGCUCUGAAUCAGACACCUCUUCAUUCUCUGACGAAGGGAACCCACCAGUUCUUAACAGCAGUAUCCAGGAUCCGGUUUCAGAUUCAGAGUAUGAACCUUUAAUACGUGAACCUGAGUCGACCUUCUCGAUUUUCUUGAAUUCCAUUAACCCCAUAGAUUGGAAGAGAGUGAGAAGAAGAACAUGUGUAUGUAAAUGGUUCAAAAUUAUAAAGACUCCAGCAGAGUUCAUUCUAUUGCUGACUGUCCCAGUAGUAGACAAUGAUAAAGAUGAUCGUAACUGGAAACGGCCCCUCAACUGUCUGCAUCUCAUCACUAGCCCUUUGGUCUUCAUCCUUACUCUAAAGUCUGGAAAAUAUGGUGUUCAGUGUAUCGCUGAUGUAUUUCCUGUUUGGGCGCUGGUGAUGCUGCUUGGAGCCUGUUUAGCUAUACUUGUGUUCUUCACCACAACAAAUGAGCAGCCCCCCAGAUACCACUGUAUCUUCGCUUUCAUUGGGUUCCUUAUCAGUGCAAUGUGGAUUAAUGCUGCAGCCACAGAAGUAGUCAGCCUUUUACGAACCUUUGGCAUAAUUUUUAAGUUAAGUGACACAAUCCUGGGUCUGACACUUCUUGCUUGGGGUAACAGUAUUGGAGAUUGUUUUUCUGACAUCACUCUGUCAAGACAAGGCUACCCUCGUAUGGCCAUUUCCGCCUGUUUUGGAGGAAUUAUCUUCAACAUGCUGUUUGGGAUUGGAUUAGGGCUGAUAUGCCAGAUGUCCUUGGGUCAUACUGUGAUUGAGCUACAGACAGAUGGCCUGUUGAACUGGAUCUUGGCAGGUGCUUUAGGGAUCAGUCUGGUACUGUCUUUUGUGCUCAUCCCUCUGCAGUGCUUUUAUUUCCAUCGAAUUUAUGGAGUUUUCCUAAUCAUCUACUAUGUGACAUUCCUCAUAGUGGCAGUACUGACUGAAGUUGGAAUUAUUUAUGUGCACCAUCCUUGACUGUUUUAAAUUAUUCCACUGUUCUAUAUCUUUUUUUUUUAUUAUUAAUACAGAGUUGAAGAAGAUUUUUAUUCUUCUUUGAAUUUGUUUAAAGUGUAUAUCAGAUGGUGGUGGGUAUUUUAGUAUGUGAAUUUGCUCAGUAAGAUUGUUUUUAAAAUUAGCUUCAGAGUGGAGCGUGUUACAUUGGGUGCUAGUAGCACUCUGAAAUAGUCAGGAAGGGCCAAACUGGCAGGCAAAUACUCUCUCAGACCACACUGUGCUGCUUUAUGUUAGAAAGAAGGUCUUAUACAGUGUUUUGGGGUUUUAUCACAUUAUCUUCCCUUUUUCCACAUUUCUUUCUUUCGAUAGUCUGCCUUUAGAAUGUGUGUUUUAUUGAUUUUUAGGGUUAGAUUUUCACAGUCUUAGCUGCUGUCAUUAAACACUGAUCAUGUCAAACUGUUACAUUCUGAUCAUAAAAAGUAGGUAUGUCAGUGCAGUCCAUAAGCUCCUAUGUGGUGACCAUUAGCCUAGAAUAAUUGGGGCAGUCAGUACCAACCAGAUAAGGAGUAUUCUGGUAGAUAAUGUUGCCUGUGGUGGAAGGUUCAAUGCAUGCUAUUAACUGAACAAAUGUCAUGUGACCACAUGAGUGACAUCACCCAUGAGGUCAAAAUCAUGCACUUUAAUGAAGAAGCAGUGGUAUAAAAAUGCUAUUAGUAUCAAGUGCCCUAGCACACCCAAUGUUUGCUGCUGUCUGUGCACUCCAGUUUUAUAUCUUUGGCCAUCUGUGGACAUGAUAUGCUUGCCUCUGUGGUUGUACAGUACUGGGCAAUGGGUCUGGUGUGCUGGAACUAUAAAUAUACCCUUCUCAGAAGGUCAUUAAAGGGAUUGGCAGUGUAAAAGGUGAUAUCAUCCCUAACUGAAUGUGCGGGUAGUAGAUGCAUUGGUGAAGUCCCAGCAAUUCAUGUUUGUACACAGUUUAGGUUUAGUACAAUAAGAUCUUUAGUGGGUUCAUAGGUUCAUACUAGGCUAUCUGCCCUAGGGCAUUUAUAAGCCUAGCCAGAGUGUGUGUGGCUUUCACCACCCCUUAGGAUGAGAAUACUAU
Messenger RNA from Protopterus annectens (West African lungfish), 3264 nucleotides. It is a transcript of the gene SLC8B1, whose product is annotated as solute carrier family 8 member B1. The transcript has 16 exons. The record is from RefSeq and is a predicted model, not a curated record. Lineage: Eukaryota; Metazoa; Chordata; Ceratodontiformes; Protopteridae. Gene Ontology annotation, biological process: calcium export from the mitochondrion; intracellular calcium ion homeostasis. Gene Ontology annotation, cellular component: membrane. Gene Ontology annotation, molecular function: calcium:sodium antiporter activity. The coding region runs from base 393 to 2183 and encodes 596 amino acids.